AUGUUCGUGGGUAAACCAGCCACCAGCUCAGGAGAACAAAAAUUAGGAUGUGAAGAUAUAGGUGAGAUAGUAACUUUCGCUUGCCAAGACUGUCCAAGGGAUUAUAUAUUUCCACUGGAUUUCCAGCUUGAUCGGAGCAUAAAGGUCGUCACCGACGGAGCAUGUUCCGACCUCAAACCAGUGAACGAUGGGGUCUCACAAGCGGCUGCAAAUCUAGAAAGCGAACAUAUAGACGAAGACAAUUUACCAUUAAAAUUGUGUAGAUUUAUUUGCUGUGUUUCAUCAUCGGUCUUCGCCGUCCGUCGUUCCGAACUUGCAGCAUUUUUAAGGCAUCACUGUAGAAACAGCUACCCACUACUACCCACAAAUUAG
Molecule: messenger RNA, 372 nt
Organism: Pieris macdunnoughi
Lineage: Eukaryota; Metazoa; Arthropoda; Insecta; Lepidoptera; Pieridae
Source: the annotation of a GenBank genome assembly